Messenger RNA from Wyeomyia smithii (pitcher-plant mosquito), 1372 nucleotides. It is a transcript of the gene Vps24, whose product is annotated as charged multivesicular body protein 3. Bases 247 to 912 code for a protein of 221 amino acids. The record is from RefSeq and is a predicted model, not a curated record. Gene Ontology annotation, cellular component: ESCRT III complex; multivesicular body. NCBI's taxonomy places the organism in Eukaryota, Metazoa, Arthropoda, Insecta, Diptera, Culicidae. Gene Ontology annotation, biological process: endosome transport via multivesicular body sorting pathway; protein transport; late endosome to vacuole transport. The transcript is spliced from 2 exons.
ACAGAAUAAUACAGAUUUUUUAACGAGUGCAUACAGAAUUUUCAAAAUAAAAUAUGGCAGCUCUGCCUCGCAGUCCCAGACAAUAACAAACUUCAUAUUUUGACGGCGCAUACGUAUUGUUAUAAAUGUAAAUACAUAGAUUGUUAAUUGGUGAAUCCAAAGUGAAUGAAUCACCUUUCUUCUGGUUUAAGUGUGGUUUAAAUUGUUUUGUUAGAAAAAUAUAAAAAUAUUCUUAUUAUAAUCCAAAUGGGCCUUUUCGGUAAAUCGCAAGAGCGAAACCCAAAAGACAUGGUUCAGGAAUGGUCGUCUAAGCUAAGGAAAGAAUCAUACGCUUUGGAUAGACAAAUUCGAUCCAUUCAACGGGAGGAGGAAAAAGUGAAACGUUCACUAAAAGAGGCUGCCAAGAAAAACGAUAAAGAAAUUUGCACAACUUUAGCGAAAGAGCUGAUCAGGUCACGAAAGGCCAUAAACAAGAUCUACAUUAGUAAAGCUCACAUCAACUCUGUCCAACUGCAGAUGAAAAAUCAGCUAGCAACAAUAAGGGUAGCCGGAUCGUUAUCUAAGUCGACUGAAGUAAUGCAAGCAAUGCAAGCGCUUGUUAAAUUACCGGAAGUGGCUGCGGCCAUGCGGGACAUGUCCAAAGAAAUGAUGAAAGCAGGCAUCAUCGAGGAAAUGAUUGAUGAAACAAUGGAAUCACUAGAAGAUGUUGAAGAAAUGGAGGAAGAGGCACAAAAGGAAAUCGAUAAGGUACUGUGGGAAAUUACCGCGGGGAAACUUGGAGAGGCUCCGUCAGCACCAAUUGCUGCUCCAGCAAAAGAAAGCGAGGGUGAAGCAUCUGGUGUAACGGCGGAGGAGGAAAAUGAGGAAGAUAUGAAGGACAUGCAAAGCCGAUUACAGGCACUACGAUCUUAAUUUAUGCUUAAACAGUACUUUGUGACUUAGAUUUUAGCUAAUGUAUUGAAAUGAUAUGCACCGUAAGCCUGGCGGCUAAAGCCCAUCUUUCACUGUUUUAAAAAAUCCAAUUUGUAAAUAUAACCGUUCCGUUACUCUAAAAAACACUCAUAGUUAUGCUUAUGCCAGACUGCAGAACGCCAGAAAACAAAAACGAUUAUUUUGUGGUAUAUAGGCCGAAUUAGAGGUUGUGUGGGCGAAGGGGAGGGGGGGAUGUAUAAACAUAGACUUUGUAAGUAAUAUGUUGGGACCUCUUUCCAAUUGUCAAGAUUUCAUUUAAGGAACAUGUCAUGCAAAAAUAAUAGUUAAAGAAAGGUUAUAGAAGGAUUGUGCUAGUUUGGCCAAAUUCCAUUUUUUACGUAGAAAAAGUGAAAAAUAUGUCUAAUUUCAAAUGCUAAUAAAUCGAUUAGUUUUCGAUGGA